UUGCCAUUUGUAAAAUCCUGCUGUAAGUCGACAAAUGGCUGAAAUUCUCAGCCUUCUCAAGCAGGCUUAUCUUCUUGUACACUUCUGAGAUAGAAUACUUUCCUGACAAAAGGCUGAUAAUUAUAUAUUUUUACCCUCCACUGGCUAUUCAGGUUGCUCUGAAAGUGAGAAGGAUGCCAACUUUGAGUUCUCUGAUGUCCUUAGAAAUAACCAACUUAUAUUUAAAUCUCAUAGAAUUUAUAAUUCUUUUAAAUUCUCCCCUCAUAAAACAGCACCAACAGAAUUUCUCCAAAACUUCUAUUAUAGUAAUACUCAGUACAGUCAGUCAAAUUCUUUAAUGAAUCAUAGACCAAACAACCCCUAAAUUAGGACUAACUCCAAACAAUGUCCGCUCAAAUCUCACUUUGAUGACCCCAAUACUUCACACCCAAAAUAUAAACUUAUGAAUAAUCUAACCCUGUAAAUUAUGCUAAAAUUACCUGACUUCUUUGACCUUCGAUGCUAUUAACUUCUUCUAAAUUUGGUGUUAAUUUAUUCUAAUAAAAUAAGAAGUUCUAUUUCAAGAGUCCAAUGACUCUCUCAGAUAGUGGACUUAGGAGGAGACAUAACUUAAGCUAGGUCCUUGGAUGAAUGAUAUGAUUGCUAUUAGGCUCUAUUUGAUCUAGACUUAUUGAUUAGAUAGGUUUUGAUAUUUGCAGUCUGUAUUUUAAUCUUAUGAUGACAUUUGGGCGAACCAGUUUGAGAAAUAAUCAUCAUUGGCUAGGUGGAUCAAGUUAGUCUAGGGUAAUGAUUUUGUUGUAAAUCUAACAUUGUAU
Messenger RNA from Moneuplotes crassus, 815 nucleotides. The record is from the annotation of a GenBank genome assembly. Lineage: Eukaryota; Ciliophora; Spirotrichea; Euplotida; Euplotidae.